AAAAAUGUUAUAACCAAGACCCCCAUUCCCAUCAGGAUAGAUGGAUUUAAUUUUAGGAAAGACAGAAAGCUAUGGAGCAUUAUUUUUAAGUGGAAUUGAAGCAGCUUUGAAUCCAUAAUUAAUGCAAUAAAACUAGAUUGGAGCAGUUUUAACAGUGGGUACAGAAUUGUCAAAUCUAAAAUUCGAUUGUGUAUAAAAAGUAAUAUAUAUUGACAAAGUUUAGUUGAUUAUGUUACAUGAUACAGCUUAUGAUCCAAUAAGAAGAUAUUUUGAAGAAGCCAUCCAUUUUAUUGAUGAAUAAAGAAAAACUAAGAACGUUUUAGUUCACUGUUUUGUUGGAGUUAGUAGAAGUGCUACAUUGAUUAUAGCCUAUUUAAUGCAAAUGUAUAAUUACUCACUUCAAGCUGCACUUACAUUUCUAAUCAGUAGGAGACCUUAAAUUAACCCUAAUCCAGGAUUUAUGCAAUAAUUAUAGCAAUUUGAUUAUGAAUUAAACAAAAGAAGAUAACAAAGACCUGCAAGCACUUAAUAUGUUAGAUAACAUUAUGACAGAGAUAGAAGAGAAUCUAUUGAAGUAAGAUCAACUAGACAAUUUCCUACAUCAAGCCCAUUAAAAAGAGUCAAUUAAAAAGCAAUGUCAACCAAAUCAUUGUUUCUAACUCCAAAAAAAAAUGAAGCUUAAAAUUAUUUUAAUUUUACUCCUGCCGUUAAACCUAAUAAUAAUCCAAUAGAAAUUAAAUAAAUUAUAAAAAGUGCAUAAAAUUUGGAUAACGGAGUCUUGAGAUAAUCUAAUUAUUUUGGGAAUAAUACCAAAAAGUUAGCUGAAACUGCUAUUAAUGGAUUUAAAUCAGCUAAUUCAUUUUGUAAGACUUUCUCUAAUCAUUUUCCUAUGGCUAAAAACCAAAUACUAGCAUAAACCUAAACUUUAUUAAGGAGAACUCAAGGCUCUGGAUUGGGAAAUAAAGGAAGAUAACCAAUCAGAGCUUAAACUAAGAUUGAAUAUAAUAUUUGA
This is a messenger RNA of Paramecium sonneborni, 1012 nucleotides long. Lineage: Eukaryota; Ciliophora; Oligohymenophorea; Peniculida; Parameciidae. The record is from the annotation of a GenBank genome assembly.